Carassius carassius (crucian carp) is the source of this 1499-nucleotide messenger RNA. RefSeq names its product ras homolog family member F (gene rhof). Gene Ontology annotation, molecular function: GTPase activity; GTP binding. The coding region runs from base 342 to 968 and encodes 208 amino acids. The transcript has 5 exons. The record is from RefSeq and is a predicted model, not a curated record. NCBI's taxonomy places the organism in Eukaryota, Metazoa, Chordata, Actinopteri, Cypriniformes, Cyprinidae. Gene Ontology annotation, biological process: cell migration; small GTPase-mediated signal transduction.
CGGUUUCAAUUAACAUGUAUAUAGGAAGUAACUCUCCAAAACCAGCUGGAGGGAGUGCCUUCAUGUCCCCCGCCUAGUGAUGGUGCAGACCAUGUGUAGACAGGCACAGGAAAGAGUCACACUUGUUUAACAGCCUCAAUUACAGUAACACGCUCUGAUCUGCUGGGCUUCUUGACAACACAGUCACAUGGUUUGAAAAGAAAAAAGGCAAGAGGAGGAGGAGGUUGAGACCGGAUAGCAGCAUGCUUACCUGGCAGACUGUUAGUCUCACGUUAGACUCCCCAAUGAAUUUACCUGACACUUCUGUGCACUUGGGCACCUGUUGGAGAAACUGAAAGGACAUGACACAGAACGGCACUGUGGCCGGCAAUGGCACUCAAACUGAUUCUCUCAAAAUUGUGAUCGUAGGAGACGGUGGUUGUGGGAAAACAUCACUGCUUAUGGUGUAUGCCAAAGGAGAUUUCCCAGAGAAAUAUGCUCCAUCUGUGUUUGACAAAUAUGUCACCACUGUAUCCUAUGGAGGGAAGGAUAUUCAGCUGAACCUUUACGAUACGGCAGGCCAGGAAGAUUACGAUCGUUUGAGGCCUCUGUCGUAUCAAGAAGUAAACCUUGUUGUCAUCUGCUACGAUGUGACUAAUCCGACGUCGUUCGACAAUGUCACGAUAAAGUGGUACCCAGAGGUCCAUCAUUUCUGCCGUGACAUCCCCAUUAUCUUGAUAGGAUGCAAGACAGACCUGCGAAAGGACAAAGAGAAGACGAGGAAGCUCAAAGCUUUAGAUCAGGCGCCCAUCACCUACCUCCAGGGUGAACAGAUCCAGAAGCAAUUGAAUGCUGAGAUAUACCUGGAGUGUUCAGCUAAAUAUAGAGAAAACGUAGAGGACAUUUUCAGAGAGGCAACCAAGCGAGCGCUAGCAGCCAGGGCUAAAGCAAGACAUCGCAAGAAGAAGAAACGCUGUAACAUUCUGUGACCGCUGCCAGAAGAACACACUUGUUUAUAUGAACUAGGAUAUUCUGUAAACAUCUGCAAAGCUUCUCACAAUUGUUUAAGCUUUCGCAAAGGAAUAUUUUUCAGGACAUGUGGUAUGCUUUUUCUCACAAUCUGUCCACCAAGCAAGGCUUAACUGUUUGACAGAGGUCAGUCACCAGGGUGUGUGUGAUAAGUCUGUAAUGGUCCACGCCACAUCCUUCUGCUGGUGUCACUGAUGUGACUUGAUGGAAUUUGGUCUGCCAUGAUUGUGGAUGCAAUAGGAGAUGGGAAAACUGCUGCUGAUGUCUCAGGGAUGACUAUACAUAUAUCACAUGGUCACAUUUUAAAUGUGAAGAAGAACCUGCCACUUACACUGGGUGUAACAUGUUUCUGUUGUGUAAUGCAUCUUAUUUACUUGCACAAUAGUAGCAGUUUUUAACCUUUGAGUUAUAGUAUUUUGUGAGUCUAUAAAGCUUUCUGAAAGAAAAAACAACAAAAACAAAUAAGCCUGUGGUGUACAAAAAAAUAAAAU